AUGUUCGGCAUCUAUGUGAAUGACAUGCCUGAAGGAAUUGAGAGUCAUAUCAAUUUGUUUGGGGAUGAUGCCAAGAUAAUGAGGAGAGUGAAAAAUGUAAAUGACUGUAUGAAACUGCAAGAGGACCUUGAUAAAAUUGGUAUAUGGAUUAGAACUUGGCAAAUGGAAUUCAAUCUGAAUAAGUGUAAAGUCAUGGAAUUUGGAAAAAGUAAAUGGAGAGUACACGGCAAUUACAAAAUGGAAAAUUUUAGUUUGGAAAGGUCUAAAGAGGUAGUGGAUUUAGGGGUGACAAUUACAGAAGGUUUAGCCCCAGACAGGCAUAUAAAUAAAAUCACGGGAGAAGUAACAAAUCUGCUAAGGACAAUUAAAAUGGCCUUCUCAUAUUUGGAUGCUGAUAUGAUGAAAAAGUUAAUUAGUUCUAUGAUAAGACCAAGACUGGAGUAUGCGCCGAUCGUGUGGUCCCUUCACACUAAGAAGAAUAUUAGAAAAUUGGAGAGGGUGCAAAGGGCAGCCACAAAGUUAGUACUGGAACUGAAGGAUUUGACUUACGAGGAGCGGUUGAGAAAACUGGAAAUUCCAACACUUGAAAGUAGGAGAGAAAGGGGAGACUUGAUAGGUAUUUAUAGAAUGGUGAAUAACCUGGAUAAAGUGAAUGGAGACUUUUUAAGCCUGGAAACAAGGGCUACAAGGGGACAUGGGAAAAAAUUGAAGAAGGUGCAGUUUAUAAGAGACAUUAAGAAGUACAGUUUCCCUUAUAGAGCUGUGGACACCUGGAAUGGGUUAGAUAUAGACAUCGUAAAUGCAGUCAGUGUUCACAGUUUCAAAGCUAAGCUAGACGAAACAAGGUAUAAAGACGGGUCAAUAAGAGCUUGCUCCCCUCCCGUAAACUACAACUAG
Molecule: messenger RNA, 897 nt
Organism: Portunus trituberculatus (swimming crab)
Lineage: Eukaryota; Metazoa; Arthropoda; Malacostraca; Decapoda; Portunidae
Exons: 1
Coding region: 1-897 (298 amino acids)
Source: RefSeq, a predicted model, not a curated record